Cicer arietinum (chickpea) is the source of this 1377-nucleotide messenger RNA. RefSeq lists its product as uncharacterized. NCBI's taxonomy places the organism in Eukaryota, Viridiplantae, Streptophyta, Magnoliopsida, Fabales, Fabaceae. Gene Ontology annotation, biological process: ethylene-activated signaling pathway; regulation of DNA-templated transcription. Gene Ontology annotation, molecular function: DNA-binding transcription factor activity; DNA binding. The record is from RefSeq and is a predicted model, not a curated record.
CUUCGCAUAUUUUUCCAGCUACAUAUACCCUCCAAAUCUAUCCACAUCUUGUCAUACUCACACUUCACAACACAACACAACAAAUUCUACUUCCUCAAUAGUAACAAACUCAUAUUCAUUGCGCCUUCUCACAACACCAAUAUCCAACCCCCAAACCUUUGUUUACCACACGCUAAUCAAUAAUCAUCCUCGUAACAUAAUAUGUGUGGCGGUGCUAUCAUCGCUGACUUCAUACCUCGCCGUGGAGGCCGCCGUCUCACGGCCUCUGAACUCUGGCCUUCCUCCUUCGGUCAACAGAAAGACUCAGAUUUCGAUUUUUCUCAAACAGGUGGUGAUCAACAAACACCACCACCACCACCCACUCUCAAAAGAUCCUACACUCCCACAGUUAGUGAGCAAGUAGAGAAACCGGUGAAAAAACAGAGGAAAAACCUCUACAGAGGAAUCCGACAACGUCCAUGGGGAAAAUGGGCUGCAGAAAUACGCGAUCCGAGAAAAGGGGUUCGUGUUUGGCUUGGUACAUUCAACACUGCUGAAGAAGCUGCUAGAGCCUAUGAUCGAGAAGCACGAAAAAUCCGUGGCAAAAAAGCCAAAGUCAAUUUCCCCAAUGACGAUGAUGAUUAUUCUUCUUCCAUUAAAGUUCGUCGUUACAACAAUCCACCGAUUAAACCCCCAAUCAUUCCCCUCUAUCAGCAACAACAAUACCCAAAAAAUCUGAACUUGGAGUUUGGUUAUGAUCUGAACCAAACUGACACAGUUCAUUCUCAAGUGGGUGCUAUCAACACUGAUUCGUUUAUCAUAUCUGGUAAUGAUGAAACUUCAGAGGUUGGUAAUGGCUACUCGACAAUGGAGUUUAAUCAGAAUGAAAACGGUUAUUUUGUUGGUGUUGUUAAUGAGAAUGAGAAAGAGAAAGAGAAAGAGAAAGAAAGAGAGAUAGAACAACAAGAGCAAGAAGCAGCAAAGAGCGAGGUUCAGGAGCUGUCGGAUGAAUUGAUGGCGUACGAGGAUUAUAUGAAGUUUUAUCAGAUUCCGUACUAUGGUGGACAAUUUAUGCCGUCGCCAAACAUUGUUCAAGAAAGUGUGGUUGGUGAUUUAUGGAGCUUCGAUUGAUAAUGAUAUAUAACUGGUUUUCAAAGCUUCUUCUGUGAACACAUAAUUUUUCAUUUCUAAUGAUUUGGUUUAUCUCUCUCUGUUUUUGCCUUAGGAUGGAUGAAAUUGUAAAUUUGGGUACUUGGUAAGAAUUUGUGUAUGAAUUUCGUUUCUCUUAGUUUAUUUUUGUUUUUGUCUUUUAGAGUUUGAUUUCAAGUUUUGUUCAAUUGUAUUUCUUUUGGCGUUUAACCAAUAUGAAAUUAACAAUGUUUCAAUUCCGAUUACAAA